Manihot esculenta (cassava) is the source of this 3038-nucleotide messenger RNA. Its product is annotated as formin-like protein 3. Bases 1 to 2655 code for a protein of 884 amino acids. The record is from RefSeq and is a predicted model, not a curated record. Lineage: Eukaryota; Viridiplantae; Streptophyta; Magnoliopsida; Malpighiales; Euphorbiaceae. Gene Ontology annotation, molecular function: actin filament binding. The transcript has 6 exons. Gene Ontology annotation, biological process: actin nucleation; actin cytoskeleton organization.
AUGGAAUUGAGAAAAGAUGGCAAUGCAUUUGUGUUGAUGAUGAUUCUGCUUUACGCGUUUGCUAUUGGAAGUACAUGGGGCAUGAGGUCGAGAAAGGAAAUGCUUUUUGGCAAUGAUUGUUCAGAGAUAACUGAAGAAAUUGCAGAACUGGCUUGGAUCCAUUAUAGGAAAGCAUUGAUCAGCAAGAACAAUUGUUUUAAAGGUUUCUGUUUCUAUUUACCAAAGGGAGAAACUACAAAUUCAAAGUCAAUAUACUCGUGUGAAAGUUUUUGUAUUCGACCAUCCUCUCUGAAACAAGAACUUGUGAAUUGCCUGAGGAAAAAAAAUAUAGUCUCUCCUCUUGUCCAAUGGGAUAUCCCCAAAAGUUGUUUCACCAUGUGUUUUGAGUUUCUAGCUGGUGAGUCUCAUGAACAGAUAGUGAUAAGCUCGGUUCCAUAUCUGGUUCCUAAGCUUGCAAUAAAAUCUCGAAAGUAUAGUCUUUCAACACCUACCAGUUCUACAUCCUCAUAUCCAUUGCCUCAUCCAUUCUUCCAGAGGAAGUUACAGCAAAAUCAACCAAGUUCACAUGCUCGUAAACUUCAAAACCACCAAGCUGCUGAUAACAUUGAGAGAGAAAUUUUUAUAGCUGUUGUAGCGACUGCGGCAACAACAUUUUUUUUUGUUGCUUCACUUUUCUGCUGCUGGUUAUGUUUUAGGUCUAGUGAAUACAGAACUGGACCUAGAAUUGGACAGAGGGAUGAUAGGCCACUCCUCCACUUAAGUGGUCUCUCAGCUAGUUCUUCGCAGAAUUCUCCUAGUUUAAGAAGAUCAAGUUUUAAGGAGUACAACUUAAAUAGCGAAAUGAGUAAUUCUUUUAAGAGUAAUUUCUCAGUAAUGAAUGGAAAUUUCGAUCCAUCUGUAGUUGAGGGUGGUCCAUCAUCAACAUUCAGUGCUGGAGAAGCAUUCCCUCCUCUAAAACCUCCUCCUGGGAGACGAGUUCCACAAGCUCUACAAGGUCCACAAGCUCCACAAGUUCUGCAAGCUUCACAAGCUCCACAAGCUCCACAAGUUUCACAAGCUCCACAAGCUCCACCACCUCCUGAACCACCACCAGCUCCUCCUCCUAAGCCACCACCAGCUCCUCCUUCUAAUCAUCGUCCCCCACCACCUCCUCCAAAAGUUGGUCGUGCUCCACCUGCUCCUCCACCAAAGGCUAGCAUAAAGCCUUCUCCCCCUCCACCACAUCCUAGGGGAGGUACCGGUUCCGGCUUAAAAGAUGAUGAUAAUUCCUCUGGACCUUCAAAAACCAAGUUAAAGCCAUUUUUUUGGGAUAAGGUUAUGGCUAGCCCUGAUCAAUCAAUGGUCUGGCAUGAAAUCAGUGCUGGAUCAUUCCAGUUUAAUGAGGAGAUGAUGGAAUCAUUAUUUGGUUAUAAUGCUGCAAAUAAAAACAAAAAUGAUCGCAAAAGGAGUUCAUCUGAAUCUUCAAUCCAGUUUAUACAGAUCAUUGAUGCCAGGAAAGCACAAAAUUUAUCGAUUCUUCUACGAGCAUUGAAUGUGACCACAGAAGAAGUCAUUGACGCCUUGAGAGAAGGUACUGAACUUCCAUCAGAGCUCCUUCAAACUUUAUUGAAGAUGACAUUGACAUCAGAAGAGGAAUUGAAGCUUAGAUUAUACACAGGUGAUCUUAUGCUACUAGGUCCUGCAGAGCGUUUCCUCAAAAUCUUAGUUGAAAUCCCAUUCGCUUUUAAACGGAUGGAGUCAUUGUUGUUCAUGAGUUCUCUUCCAGAAGAAGUAUCAACCAUCAAGGAGUCCUUUAUAGCUCUUGAGAUAGCAAGUGACAAGCUCCAAAACAGUAGGCUAUUUCUAAAACUAUUAGAAGCAGUUUUAAAAACUGGUAAUCGCAUGAAUGAUGGUACAUACCGUGGUGGUGCAAUGGCCUUUAAGCUUGACACACUCUUGAAACUCUCUGAUGUGAAGGGAACUGAUGGCAAGACUACACUCUUGCACUUUGUUGUUCAAGAGAUUAUCCGUUCUGAAGGAUUACGUGCUGUCCGUAUCGCAAGGAACCAGAGUGUUUCUAGUACAAUAUCAGAGGAUUUGGUUGAGGAAUCUAAUCAGUCAUUAGAACAUUAUCGUAACCUGGGCCUCAAGGUGGUUUCAGGCUUAAGCACUGAACUACGAGAUGUAAAAAAGGCAGCAGCAGUAGAUGCUGAUGGCCUAGCAUCAACAGUGACCAAACUUAAGCAAUCGCUAACAAAAACUAAAGCAUUUCUUGAUACUGAAAUGAAGCCUUUGGAUGAAGACAGUAAAUUCUAUAGUACAUUGAGUAGUUUUGCGGACCAUGCAGACUCAGAAAUCGCAUGGAUAUUAGAAGAACAAAAGAGGAUAAUGGCUGUUGUGCAAAGAACAGCAGAUUAUUUUCAUGGGAAUGCAGGAAAGAAUGAAGGUAUACAUUUAUUCUCAAUCGUGCGUGAUUUCUUGGUAAUGUUAGAUAAGGCAUGUAAAGAAGUCAAAGAUGUUAGAGAAACAACGCCAAUGAAGACAUCUAAGAAGGAGACUCCAACACCAUCAACUUCUCUUGAAAACCGUCAACAAUCUGAUAGUAAUCGCCAAAGAUUAUUUCCUGCCAUUGCAGAAAGGCGGAUUGAUUAUUCCAGUUCAGAUGAUGAGAGCUAGCUCAUCUCCUUAGCUUUUUUUCCCAAAGGGUAUGAAAAUAUGUUGACUUAGAAACAUCUUCUUGCUCAUUUUCUAUUGAUUUAUACACUAGUUAUGAGAAGGAAGAUAUGGGUGAGCAUGCAAGCAUCUUCAUGAAAAAAUUUAACUUUGACGAAAAAUCAUCAAACUCCAUUUUUAAAUAAUUUUAAGGAGUGGCUUUUUUCAGGUGGCACGUAGAUCUUGGAGGCGAGUGAUUGAAUGGUACAUAUUGAUAAAAAAGAUUUACAUAUCUCUGUCCUGUCUGUGGCAGCAUAUGUGCAUGUCAUUCUCAGAAGUCUUCUAAUUGAAGCUUAAAAAUUGAUGGAGGUUAUUUGAUUACAAAAAGAGGAGUGAUUUAGAUGUCA